Pristis pectinata (smalltooth sawfish) is the source of this 1271-nucleotide messenger RNA. RefSeq names its product keratocan-like. Lineage: Eukaryota; Metazoa; Chordata; Chondrichthyes; Rhinopristiformes; Pristidae. Bases 1 to 1185 code for a protein of 394 amino acids. Gene Ontology annotation, molecular function: protein binding. The record is from RefSeq and is a predicted model, not a curated record. The transcript has 3 exons.
AUGCAUCAGGAGCACACCGAAGCUCUGCGUAAGCAGUGGAAGGAGCGCACCACCCCACAGACCACAACCCGCCAAUCAACCCCUGCGGAAGAGAUGGUUCUCAUGGUGGCCUCAUCAGCCACCGCAGAGCCCACAAAACCAGAUGCAAACAUGAAGGUUGCCCAGCCUAUUCUAGUUGUUCUAUUCAUAAGCAGUGGCAUAUGGUGUCAAGACCAAGAAUAUUUAGCACGGUUAGAAUACUUUUAUGAAUGCCCGAAAGAGUGCCAAUGCCCUGGUAGAUUUUCUAACGCCCUGUACUGUGACAGCAAAAACCUCAGAGAGAUGCCCUUGGUACCAUCAAGGGUCUUGUAUGCGUACCUUCAAAACAAUCUCAUUGAUGCGAUUUCAGAGAAGUCCUUCAAAAACGGAACUCAAUUGAAGUGGCUAAACUUGAAUAAAAAUAUGAUCACAAGCAACAACAUAGCUAAAGGUCUAUUUAAGAAAAUGGAAAACCUGCUCUACCUGUAUCUUGAAGAUAAUAACCUGGAAGAAGUGCCUUCCCCCCUGCCAAGCAGCCUAGAACAACUUCGGCUAGCCAGGAACAAGAUCUCCAGCAUACCUGAGCGAGCUUUCUCAAACCUGGAGAAGCUGACGAUGCUUGACCUGCAGAGCAACAGAUUGAAAAACUUUGUCAUUCAGCCAAAUACAUUUAAAGGACUGAAGACGUUACUACAGCUCAAUCUGGCCCAAAAUGACCUCACGGCAAUGCCUGAGCAGGUGCCCGUUUCGACCCUGCAACUCUAUUUGGACAAUAACUCCAUCAAAGAGAUACCAUUGGACUACUUCAGAAGCCUGCCGAAACUGUCCUUUGUCAGGCUAAAUCACAAUGAGAUUUCUGAUACCGGAAUUCCUGAAACUGUUUUUAAUGUGUCGUCCAUAAUAGACUUGCAGCUGUCGUACAAUCAACUCACGUCAGUCCCUCUCAUUCAUUUCAGACUGCAACACUUACACCUGGACCACAACCAAAUCAAACAGAUUAACGGAGCUCAAAUCUGCCCUGUACCUGUCAACACAAUUUAUCAGAGGCCCGUGGGAGAACAUCACCCCCAACUUCGUUAUCUCCGUCUUGACGGCAAUGGAAUUAAACCACCCAUUCCACUUGAGCUCAUGAUGUGCUUUAGGCUCCUUUCUGCAAUUGUGAUAUAAAAGAGAGUAAACCUGCUCUCCAAUUCAAUUCUGUGAGAGUGGAAGAGAAAACGCAAGUCUUGCUGGUCUAGGACUUGUAGAUUGAG